Molecule: messenger RNA, 1976 nt
Organism: Carassius gibelio (silver crucian carp)
Lineage: Eukaryota; Metazoa; Chordata; Actinopteri; Cypriniformes; Cyprinidae
Gene: isoc1
Product: isochorismatase domain containing 1
Exons: 5
Coding region: 200-1051 (283 amino acids)
Cellular component (GO): cytoplasm
Source: RefSeq, a predicted model, not a curated record
UGAACAUCAGCACAACUGUGGCUCUGAGGUUAAUUUUAAUCAAGAAUUAAAAUAAAAAGGACUGUCCAGUUAAUGUAGAUUGUUCAUUUAAUCUCCAACAAAAAUCGGUCCAAACAAGUCUGAGAAGAACUUCGAGACACUGAACCGAUUCUCGUGAACGAGUCGUGGUGAGUCGUUCCUCAGUGAUUCGCGGAGCAUCAUGGCGGACGCACACAGCAGCAGUAACCUCGUCCCGGUCUUGUUCUGCUUCUCGGAGCUCUCUCGGCCCUCGUCCGUGCCCCUGGGCUCUGGCUCUGAAGUACUGAUCCAGAAGUUCCUGUCCAUCUACGGCCAUCAGAUCGACGUCCACCGUAAGCUGGUGCUCCAGUGUUUCUCGGAGGAAUGGGGUCAGUACGUAGAUCUAGCGAAGGGCUUCACGGUCACCGAGAGAUGUAGACUGAGACUCGUGCCUCUGCAGAUGCAUAUCACCACACUGGGGAACCUCUCGCCCGCCAGCACCGUCUUCUUCUGCUGUGACAUGCAGGAGCGCUUCAGACCUGCCAUCAAGUACUUCGGGGACAUCAUCAGUGUGGGCCAGAGGCUGCUGCAGGGGGCUCGUAUUCUGGGGAUCCCUGUGGUGGUGUCCGAGCAGUAUCCUAAAGGUCUGGGCAGCACAGUGCAGGAAAUGGAUCUGACUGGGGCCAAAUUAGUUUUUCCCAAAACCAAGUUCUCCAUGGUGCUUCCGGAGGUGGAGGCGGCUCUGGCUGAGAUCCCAGGAGUCCGCAGUGUGGUGCUCUUCGGAGUCGAGACGCACGUGUGCAUUCAGCAGACCGCUCUGGAUCUGAUCGGAAGAGGCUUUGAAGUGCACAUUGUUGCUGAUGCUACGUCCUCCAGAAGCAUGAUGGACCGGAUGUUUGCACUCGAGCGUCUGGCGCGUGUGGGAAUCAUCGUCACCACCAGCGAGUCCGUUCUGCUGCAGCUCGUGGCUGAUAAAGAUCAUCCAAAGUUUAAAGAGAUCCAGAACAUCAUUAAAGCCAGCGCUCCAGAGUCAGGCCUGCUCUCCAAGGUCUGAUCGGCCCAGUCUUUCCUCACCACACACACACACACACACACACACACACCACAGAAACUCACCGGGAAACCCACUGACAUGCCCACCAGCACAUGUGUUAGUACUGGAAGUGCUUACAGUCAUAUAGCAGACGAUCCAUGUGUCAUUACUGAAUCAUGCUCUCCAGACCAGAAAUAAGGUCAAAUGUUUGUUACUGCAAACACACGCUCUGAAUGUAUCGUGUAUAGAGUCAGUACAGCUUGAGGAUGUCAUUAGAAGCUUUAGUUUGUAUGUUUUCUUUGAGAUAUUUGGGACCUCCAUGACUUUGUAAGGCAUUAGUUUAGAGUGCUCUGUUCUUGAGUUCUUCUGUGCUCUGUAUCUUAAAGCUGUAUGGUAUGAACAUCAAGCUACCUCUCAUCUUCACGUGCUGGUUCCUGCUUACAGCUUGGCCAAGGGACUGAAAUCAACACCUUUACCAGAAGCUCCUUCAGUGCAAGCAGAAUAUUAUUUGUAAGAGCUAGUGUCACAGAGCAUCAGAUUUACAGACCGUUCUACAUAUUUCCCUGAGAGUGACAUGUUUGUGUUAACCGUGGACAUGUUAACCCACUGUUUGGUUUAAUGUAUUGUUCAGACUGCAGAGAGGUUUCCUCAAUUGUCAUUUAAAGUUUGAUUUAUUGAUGUUUCUUUUGUGUGUAAGUGUGUAUUCAUGUUGAAAUCAGCCUCCAUGUUGUUGUGUAGAUGUGUAAAGGGAGAAUAAACUGUAUUCGGUGCAUACUGAUGAACAGUCACCACUGAUUGUACUAAGCACAGAUACAAUUUCUUUCUUUCUUUUUGUGUGUCAGUAAUUGUGUGCACUGCUGAGCACAAACCUGUUUUUGGAUCUGCUCUAUAUUGAUCUGAUACAAAUAAAUGUCUAUUAAAGUCCAAAAACAAUACGAUUGUAUAA